AUGGCCGAAACACUAGCGGCCAUAAUCCUCAUAACAACCUCUGCCAAAGGCGCCAACCUUGUAUUCCGCUGGCCGCCCAAUCCAGUCGCGUCUCCCCGCCUGUGUAGACCAAAACCAGACUCGGACGUCUUCAUCGCUCAGAUCGAUAAUCCAUGGCGUGCUUCUGGGUUUACCGUCCCCACCAAAGGCAACAAUCCUAAUCCUACGGCCACGGGUGCUUCGUCCCCCAAACGAGACGACAAAGACUAUGCGAACGACCCUGAAUACGCCUGGGAGCGCCCGAGCACGCAACGGGUCUCGUUCGGAAAGGACGACGAUAACAGCAUCUAUGUGCGCGAAUACGACAAUCUUUUUGGAUACUCUGGCGAGUUCCUUGCGUCUUUACUGUGUCCGCAGAGCAACAAGUGCCACCAGAAGUUUGAGCUUAUUGUGGAUGAUUUGGCGUUCCUUGGGCAUCCGGUUGCUGCGAAUGAGAGGGGGGAGUGGGAGUUUAGGCCGGAGCCUACCAAGGGGAGUGUGAGAGGCCGGGAGGGGAAGGAGAAGAAGGCGAAGGAGGGGGAGGGGAGUGGCAAAUCCAAGAGUCCGAAUCCUGCUAGUGCGUUGGCGCCGGAGAAUGGGAAGGAGGGCGUGGCGAGUUCGACGACGACGACGACGGCGGCGGUUAAACCCAAGAAACCGUCGUGGAUGCAAAAGUUUCAGUUGGCGUUUGUGUUGGAUCUCCCUGACCCGUCGUCUUCUGCUUCAGGCAAUGUCUUGAAGUAUUUUGAUAUCAUCUAUGAGCAGGUGGUGUUCACAUUCACUGCUGUCUUGUUCCAAGAGCAAGUCCUCUCCAACUUUGUCGAGGCUGAAUGUGAUGUCCUCAUACCCAUGAAGGAAUCGUUUGCUGAACAAGGCCAACCAUACAAGGAGUUCGUGAACCAGGCACUCCAGGCUUCCUCCAUCGCCUCCGCGAUGAAAUGUGUCUACGAAGCAAUCAAGACUCGUUCCAUAGCCUACGUCACCCUCAACAACAUCCCCAUUGAACUCCAACUCCCUCCUUACCUCGACACACUGCUGCACAACGACAGCGAACUUGAUCCGGACUCGAUUGAACGCCCAGAUGAUGAGGAACAGCAGAAUUGGGGCCCAGAGCUGAGUUUUGGUUGGAGGUUGCCUGCGUUGGCGCCGUGGAAGAGUUUGUUGUUGUUGGAUGGGUCGGAUGAGUUGGAGGAUCCUAUUGCGAGUUUGAGAGGCCCGCAUGUUAGUGUGGAGGAUCGGGCGCUUGCGGAGGGGUUGAUUCGGUUUUUGGAGACUGCUUCUAUUACUUUGUCGCUUGCCGAUAUGGCCAGCCUUCUGGACUGGGAUCUUGAAUCCCAGGUUUAUCCGGUGGUAAGGUGGUUAGUCCAACACCGACGUGCUAAAAUCGUGGAUAUCGUCAAUCCGGGACUCAAGACUAUCUUUGCGCUCCCCUCUAAAUUCCCCGCUUCGCUUUCCACCCUCUCGCACCAGUUCAACCAACAGUUCAAUCACCCUGCUAUUCCGUCUCUCCCGCGCAUCCUAGCUGCGAUAAGCUAUUCUCUAGCUCAACAAUCGAAUAACCACUUCUUCGCAGCGGUGGUGCAGAGGAAGGAGUUGAUACCGAUGUAUCAUGAUGUGGUGUUGUGGAUGUUGAAGAGGGAGCUGUUGAUUACGCUGCAUUUGAGGAUUCGGAUUGUUGUUACGCCUGAGAUUAAGCAGAGGGUGUGGAGGAGGAGGCAGAGGGAGCUUGUGAGGAAGAGGGACAGGGAGAGGAGGAGGGAGAGAGGGAAGGGAGUGUUUGGGAGGGGAGGGGGAGGUGGGGGUGGGACGGGUCGAGGGAGGGGGAGGAGUCAGUGGAGAGGUGGGAUUAGUUUGAGUCGGUCCCAUGGACAUGGACAUUGGCAUCAUCUGGAUCUGGAUCUGGAUGAUUUUGAUGUUAGUCAUACUGCGGAGGGACCGUCGACUUCGGGGGGUAGUACGACGACUAAUGCGACUAGUCGGACGCCGUCGGAGGUUUCGUGGCUCUCGCUCCUUCCUACUCAGCGUCGUACGAAACCGACGAGGCGCUUGAGUUCUUCGGAUUCGAGGGCGAGUAAGGGGAGUUCGAUUAGUGAGUUGGUUAUUCGGGAGGAUGAGGAUGAUGAGGGUGGGUUGGAGGGGGAGGAACAUCGGGUUGCUCGGAGCAACAGCAGUAGUGCGUAUAAUUCGUACGACGAAUAUGACUACGACCACGAGUACGACGAUUAUGAUGAAGGGGAGGAGGAUGGGGAUGGUGAAGGGGACGAAGAGGAGGACGUGUUUUCGGGGGAUGGGGAGCGUGUGAGGGACGAGUAUGACGAUGAUGAGACUGAGGUGACGACUGGAUCUGAGAAGGAGGAUGAUUUUACUGCGAGUAUGAUUAAUGAUCCUGGACGGGCGACUCCGAUUCAGAGGAGGUGGCUGGCUGCUAUGUCGGAGGGGAAGGCUCCGCAGAUUAAGAGACGGUUUGAGUUGAUUAACCAGUAUUUUGAUGGGAAGAGGUCGGAUGAUGAGAUUCUUUAUCGAGCGGAGAUUUCGAGGAGGGAGUUAAGAGAGGUGUUGCAUGCUUAUGAUCCUUAUGUACCUACAGACUUUCUUACAUCCGUCAUGAAUGAGGAAUUCGGUUUCGAGGCGUUUGGUUAUGCGAGUGUGUUUGGUGGUGAAUGA
This is a messenger RNA of Coprinopsis cinerea okayama7#130, 2682 nucleotides long. RefSeq lists its product as hypothetical. Lineage: Eukaryota; Fungi; Basidiomycota; Agaricomycetes; Agaricales; Psathyrellaceae. The record is from RefSeq and is a predicted model, not a curated record. Gene Ontology annotation, cellular component: GATOR1 complex. Bases 1 to 2682 code for a protein of 893 amino acids. Gene Ontology annotation, biological process: TORC1 signaling; positive regulation of autophagy; negative regulation of TORC1 signaling. The transcript has 5 exons.